CCCCCCCACAACCCUGCCAACAAGUCUCCAGCCUGGCUCUGAUUGAGGUGGGGAUGAGAGUCUCUGUGGUCUUCCCGCGCCAUCCCUGGACUCAGACCAGGGGUUUGCUAAUGUUUCCAAGCUGCUCUCCUCCAUCCUGAGCUGCACCCUGGCUCCUCCAGCUUUGGCCUGUGGGGACUAGCUCUGUCUACCCCACCCCAUCUGACAGAGGAGGGAACUGGUCCAGGUUGGUGAAUGGGGAGGUUGGGGAGGCGGGGUGGGUAACCAGCCCUGGAAUCAAUCAGGAUGGAGUGAGCCAGGAGAGGGAGACAGACGACACCAACACCAAGGGACUCCCUGCAUCUGGCCUGAAGAAUUUCCCCCAUCUCACUACACAUAGCGGAUUUUGGACUCAGAGAAGACAUCUCCCAGCUCCCUUGCCUGAGUGUUGGCAUGACACUCCAACCCCUUCUCCAGGAGAUGCAGUCCCUGGGAGCCCUGCUGGCCGGCAGAGCCAUGCUUCACAACUCCAGCCACAGGGAAGGCAUGAUGCAUGUGGAUAAGACCCGGAGGGUGCAGGACAGGGACAGGGAAGGGGUAUGGGUAGGGGGAGCUCUGGCCCCCAAUACCUCCUCCCCAUUCCCCCCUGAGCCUCCAGGGGCCUCAGGCAGCAUUAUCCCCGUCUACUGUGCCCUCCUGGCCACGGUGGUCCUUGGUCUGCUCGCCUAUGUGGCCUUCAAGUGCUGGCGCUCACAUAAACAAAGACAGCAGCUGGCCAAAGCUCGGACUGCAGAGCUGGGGGCCCUCGACAGGGACCAGAGGCAUGGGGACAGCGUUGUCUUCCUGGACAAUCCCCAGCUGCCCGGGAGCCAGGGGCCACAUCCUGAACUUGGCUGCCGGCUCUACCUUCAUCUCCCUCGGCAGCAGCAAGAGGAAGUGGAACGGCUCCUGGAAGUGUCCGGCGAACCCAACCAGGGCUGGCAGGGCCUGGCCGGCCGCCUGGGCUACCACGCGGACGCUGUGGAGAUCAUGGCCCAGGGCCAGGUGCCAGCCCACACCCUACUGAGGGACUGGGCCGUCAAAGAAGGCAGCGGGGCCACCCUCAGGGUGCUGGAGGACGCCCUGGCCGCCAUGGGCCGUGAAGAUGUGGUCCGGCUUCUGAGCUCCCCAGCUGAGGGCUGCUCUGUGGUGUGAGCGAUGCCACCACAGCCUGGCCUCUCAGGGAACCUGCUUUGGUGCUUCCCCCCCAAUUCCACAUAUGCUUUUCCUUCCUCGAGCUUCCUGGCAUUGGUGGCCUCAGCCUGCUCGGGUAGGAGGGAACAGAGAAGACCUGGCCACCACUCGCCUCCCCUUGUCCGACCUUCCUCCAGGACAGGGACCAGGACAUGGGGGGACUUAGCAGGGAGGAGUGGCCCUGCCCUCAUCCUCCCCACUCCAUCUCCCCUUAUUUAGCCUCAGCUGGUUUUUCUACUUUUGUAUCUCCUAUUAAAGGCAACUUUGGACUACUG
Lontra canadensis (Northern American river otter) is the source of this 1487-nucleotide messenger RNA. Its product is annotated as death domain-containing membrane protein NRADD-like. The record is from RefSeq and is a predicted model, not a curated record. Gene Ontology annotation, biological process: Rho protein signal transduction. Gene Ontology annotation, molecular function: death receptor activity; coreceptor activity; nerve growth factor binding. Lineage: Eukaryota; Metazoa; Chordata; Mammalia; Carnivora; Mustelidae. Gene Ontology annotation, cellular component: cell surface; plasma membrane. The transcript has 4 exons. The coding region runs from base 433 to 1173 and encodes 246 amino acids.